UCCGUGCGCGAAGUCUGGUUCGCAGGCGUGCACGCCGACGUCGGCGGCGGGAGCGUGCACAACGCGACGCCGCACGCGCUCGCGCGCGUCCCGCUGCGCUGGAUGGUCCGCGAAACCUUCCGCUGCGCCACCGGCAUCGUCUUUGACGCCGCCAUGCUCCAGCAGCUCGGUCUC
Messenger RNA from Phanerochaete carnosa HHB-10118-sp, 174 nucleotides. RefSeq lists its product as uncharacterized. Lineage: Eukaryota; Fungi; Basidiomycota; Agaricomycetes; Polyporales; Phanerochaetaceae. The annotation marks the transcript as partial. The record is from RefSeq and is a predicted model, not a curated record. The transcript has a single exon.